GUUGCUUACUCCUAGAUGUUCGGCUUUUCAACAUCACGCAUCCCGGCUUGGCUAUUGUCACCUUUUGCAUUAUUUCCUCGAGGUCGCCUCAAUAUAUCGAAAGCCCGUUCGGGCAUACCACGUUUCUGAAAUGUCCGAACUUUCUACGCGGGGAAUACCCGUUCGCCGUCGACGGCGCCGGCCAAAUCCUGCGAAAACUGUCGUCAGAGAAAGAUGAGGUGCGACCGUCAACUUCCUUGUAAGCCCUGCAAACGGUCGCGGAAUGCUCUGGAAUGCAGGUACAGCGGCGGCAGCCAGCCAUUGCCAUCAGCUUCGGUGCGGAGCCCACAGUCAAAUCUUCACUCUAUUUCCGAGGCUCAUGACGACUUCCGGGGUGCGUCAAUGGAUAGCAUUUCGUUGCUGCAGUCGGAAAUUACAGAAGAUAAUCAAGCGGCCCAAGAACAUGCCACAGAACCAGAAGGCGACCAGAACGAGCUACUAUUAGAUUCACAUAAUCCUUCGCCAGCCACUCUAGCAUAUUUAUCAAAACGGGUUGCUUCUCUUGAGCAGACAUUAUCACGCAUGCCAAAUGGGAAAGGGGUUCCACCUUCCAGUGGCACCUGCAUACUUACCCCACGCGCAUACUUGCGCGUUGAAUCAGAAAAGACUAAGUUGUUUGGCAGAAGCCACUGGACACAUGCAUUUGAACAGCUCAGCGUUCUCUCCAAAAUCAAAACCAAGGCCAACCUCAACAUGAACGGAGUACACGAAGACACCGCAGCCUUGAUCAAAGAAGCCAGUAGUCUUCGAAGCUCAAUUGUGAAAGAGCACCUAAUCACCGUACAGGAUCCGAUUCCAAACAUGGCCGGUAGCAUACCCGCGAAAGAUGUUUGUGACAGUGUACUGGGCCACUACUUCCGCACCUUUGAGCCCAUGUUUCGAAUCCUCCAUCGGCCUUCGUUCAUGGCGGAGUACAACAAAUUCUGGCGUCGGCAAGAUUCUGCGACAUACUCAUUCUUGCUAAAGUUGGCUAUGGUCUUGGCUAUUGGCGGCAUUUUCCAUCAAGACAAGGUACUAUCAGAUCGUCUCCGCAAACUAGCCAAAAGCUGGGUCCUAGCCGUGCAGUGGUGGCUGCUUGGACCUACCGAGAAAGCUGCAAUGAGUCUAGAAGGUGUGCAGGUCUUCUGUUUGUGCCUCCUAGCUCGCCAAACAAACGCUCUGAUAACCGUCUUGAUGUGCUUGGAUUCAACAUUGCCGCUCCUAAUCUCUGAAGAAGAUUUUGACUGUGGUCUUCCCUCGAACUUGAACGAUGAUGACCUCGAGGUCGAUGCUACAACCCCACCCACUGCGCGGCCCCAAGGAGAAAUUACGGAUUCAUCCAUCCAGCUUCUUCUUCAGAGAUCAUUGAUAUCUCGUUUACGUGUCGUGCGAAAGCUGAAUGGUAUCAAACGUCUGCAAUCCUACGAAGAUACGAUUCGGAUCGGGAAUGAUUUCAAGUCGUACUGUCGCGAGGUUGCUGCGUUCUUUCAAGCACAAUCAUCACAUGCUCCUUUGAACGCCGCAUUCCACCGGAAAUUCCUAGACGCCUACUUGCGCCGAUACAUGCUCUUCAUCGACCGCCCAUUUUCACUACGCGCGCGAAAAGAUCCCCGAUUCUUCCUGGCCCGAAAAACCUGUCUCGAAAGCUGUCGAAUCAUUGCCUCGUAUGCAAAACCCCUCAACUUACAAUUUGAGACCCCUGAUGAUUUCUCACGCCUUUCGAUGUGGGGAAGCGGCCUGUUCAAAGGACCUCUAAGCCAGGAUAUUAUAGUGACACUGGGUUUGGAAAUAUAUUCUCAGAUAGAAGAUGAGAAGCUAUCGAUACCUACGGCCGAUCAUAACGAUGUGGCGUCCGACCCGCUACUCGAGCUGUCCAAAGCCAGCCGAAGACCACUCAUCGACAUUCUCACGCACAUUCUCGAGCAACUGCGCCAAACCAUAGCGCUAGGACGCCCGAGUCUCAAGCGCUACAUCAUGCUUUCGGCAAUACUGACGCAGAUACAAGCCGUGGAAAAAGGAAACCCUGAAGCACAAUCUGAGGCCUGGGCAGCGGGGAUGAAGGCCACAAAAGAGUGCUGUAAGAUUCUGCGCGAGUCUGGUGCAUGUGGAGUUGAAAUUAACCCUAUGACACGCUUGAUUGACGAGUUCAGUCCUGACGAGUUCAGUCCUGACGAAAGCGUUCCUGACUGGUCGGAUGCUCUCGGAAGUCUGGGAUUUGAUUUUGAUUUCUUGGGUCCUCUCAUGUACUCCGAUCUCCCUAACAUUCCGGAACCUCCAGUUUUAGGUGAGGGAUGGGAUGGAAGCUUCUGAUUUGAAAAGCGAUAUGCGUUGGAAAUGAAUAUAAAGGGUGCGCAAUUGUAGUUCAAUAUUGAAGGAUCUCUACUCUCAUGAUCUAUAGAGCGAGCGAAAAGACCAAAUUGGUUCAGG
Molecule: messenger RNA, 2445 nt
Organism: Pseudomassariella vexata
Lineage: Eukaryota; Fungi; Ascomycota; Sordariomycetes; Amphisphaeriales; Pseudomassariaceae
Exons: 5
Coding region: 214-2328 (704 amino acids)
Biological process (GO): DNA-templated transcription; regulation of transcription by RNA polymerase II
Cellular component (GO): nucleus
Molecular function (GO): RNA polymerase II cis-regulatory region sequence-specific DNA binding; DNA-binding transcription activator activity, RNA polymerase II-specific; zinc ion binding
Source: RefSeq, a predicted model, not a curated record